AUGUCACUGCCGUCCGGCGGAGGAUACUCGUCCAAGUCGCGCAGCCCGUGGUCCCUGAAAUACGACGGCACCAGCAGCAGCAGCGGCAGCGGCAGCAGCAGCAGCUCCUCGCACCACCGUCACGACGGGCCAAUGAGCAAGCAGCGCGCCGCGGCGCUUGAGAUUGUGGCAGCCUUCAACCGCAACAACAUAGAGACGCAGACCAUUGCGUCGUUCCGCGCGCCUAACUUCACGCGCGAGGUCUUGCCCGCUAGCCUGAACCAGACGCCGCAGGAUGCCGACGGCUUCCAGCGCACGCUAAACAUGUACCGUGCCGUCUUCAGGCACUACGCGCUCGACGUGCUCGAGGUCGUGGACGACGUGCCCGGCAGGAAGGUGUGCCUCUGGUUAACGGCCAGGGCAGACACGGUCGGUGGCAAGUACGCGUGCGACAUGAUUUGGACGCUGACCUUUGACGAGACGGGCACAAAGGUUGUGCUAUGGAGGGAAUUCUUGGAUGCCGCUGCAAGUCCGAUGGACUACUUGCCGGAAAACAUAGGAGUGUGA
This is a messenger RNA of Lasiodiplodia theobromae, 546 nucleotides long. RefSeq lists its product as uncharacterized. Lineage: Eukaryota; Fungi; Ascomycota; Dothideomycetes; Botryosphaeriales; Botryosphaeriaceae. The transcript has a single exon. The coding region runs from base 1 to 546 and encodes 181 amino acids. The record is from RefSeq and is a predicted model, not a curated record.